CGUCUCCUCUCCGUGACCUCGCAAAGGUGGAGUGUGCCGGCUCUGCGUCUUCCACACCUGCGCUGCUGCCUUGCGUCGCUUCCCUCUCACCACACCGAGCUUCGCUCGCGGCAUCCUACACCUCGCCGCGCGGCGUCACUCGCACCCCACCCGCCGCCGCUCCUCCUGCUAGCCAUGGGCGGCCAGCGAGCUGCCGAUGCCAUCGCGGCACGCCAGAGCGACCUGGCCCGCUCGCACGCCACGCAUGCGCCAGACAUCGAGGCGCUGCAGCAGGCGGCGCGCGAGCAGCUGCCGCCGGCGCUCGAGGCCGAGCUGGGCGAGGAGCUGGGCGAGCGCGAGCAGGCCGAGUGCGACGGCUUCAUCGACGACCGCGCCACCGUGUUCCGCUUCUUCCGCCGCUCGCGCUACUCGGAGAGUGCCGCGCUGAAGCUCAUGACCGAGUCGCUGCUCUGGCGGCUGCGCACCGACCUCGCCUCGCUCUCGCUCUCGUCGCUGCACCCGAUCUACGUCGACCCGCCGGCCGCGCGGCCGCCACUCUUCUGGGCGCACCCGCGCUUCGUCGACCGCUACGGGCGCCCCUGCGGCGUCAUCUCGCUGCGCUCCCUCGAGCGCGCCAACAGCAACUCGCUCGACGAGUGCCGCGAGUACAUCGUCGCCUGCAUGGAGUCGGUGCGCCGCCAUCUCGCGCACGUGUAUGCGCGCGAGUCGGCCGCCCGCGAUGGCAAGGAGGGUGCAGAGGGCGCGCCGCCGCCAUUCCAGAUGGUCAUUGCCAUCUCGCUGCUCUCGUCGGGCAUGGCGAAUCUCGAGAUGGAGCUGCUGCCGUUCCUGCUCGACCUGCUCAAGAACCACUUUCCCGGCAUGGUCGGCGCCGUGUACGUGCUGCACUACGGCUGGGUGCAUGCCGGCAUGUGGGGCCUCGCAAAGCGCGUGCUGCCCGAGCAGGCUCUCUCGCGCAUCUUCUUUCCCUCGAACAAGGAGCUCGCCGAGGAGCACUUCGACCCCUCCGCGCUGCCUGCCGAGUUUGGCGGUGACUGGGAGGUUGAGCUCACCGAGGGCACCAACGAGAUGAUGCGCAAGUACGCCAAGCCGGCGCGCUCUGCUAGCGGGCCACCUGGCAGCCCGCCGCUGCAUGCGACGCGCGAACGGCCGGCCCUGAGCCGGACGGGCAGCUUCGAGAGCGCGCUGGACGAGUAUCACAGCGUGGCGCCCUCGCCCUGGGCAUCUCGCGCAGUGACUCCGCGCCCGUCUGGACCUCCCACGCCAUCGUCCGAGCCCAUUGGCUUCUCCAUGUCUCCCGCCGCCGGACACCUGCAGAUGACGCCAAAGGCAGCGCGCAAGCUGCAGCACCUGCACAUGACGCAGAGCGCGCGCGAUGCCACGCCGACGGCCUCGGGCUCGCGCUCGCGCACCAUCUCCGAGAGCGCCGGAGUGUCGCCGAGCAUGACGCCAGGUGCAUCCGCUGCGACGUCGCCGACGAUCCGGCAGAAGCGGCUGCGCUCGUCGAGCGGCGCGAGUGCGCCCUGGGCCCCACCUGGCGCACCGACCCAGCGCCGCCGCGCGCGCAACGUGCACUUUGGCACGUCGCCGCACGAGUCGCCUGCCGCCUCGCGCUCGCACUCUCCUGUGCGCAGAGUCGGCUCACUGCGCGACUUUCGACUCUCGCUGCCCGGCUCGACGCCAGGCGAGGGCGUGGAUCCUCUUCGCGCCGAGAGUCCCGACUCGGACCACAGCGACAGCAAGGUCACCGAGACGACGAAGCCGCGCGACACGCGCGCCAAGCUCGGCUUCUUUGCGCGCUGGCGCAGCGGCAGCCAUGGGCAGCAGGCGGCUGAGGAGGACAAGGCGCGGACAUAUCGCGAGCAGCUGCGCUCGCAGCAGGCGCAACAGGCCGAGGGCAGCCUCGGUGAGGCCUCCGUUGCCGUCAUACAGGGCACCUCUGAGGCAUCGCCUCGCUCGGCCAUUGACGAGGAGAUCGAGCGUGGCCCGAGCUCGCCGAAGCUGCAGGUUCCGUUCAUCGAGGAGCCGCCGCUCAGCGCCGGCAUUGGCGCUGGGCGCUUCCUCUCGCGGCGCACGCGCAAGUACGAGCGCCUGCCGGGCGUCGUAUCGCCGUACAACGCCAGCAAUCCCUUCUGGGGCUACCCUGCGUACGCGAUGAACAACAGCGCCGCCGCAGCUGGUCCCAGCGGCAGGCCGGACGUCAAUGCGCUUGGCAUCGAGGUGAGCCAGGGCGCUGCCGGUGAGGUGCCGCAGCGCUUCGACCUCACAACCGGCCAUGCUCGCCACCUGCACGCGCGCCGACGCAAGCGCGACCUGAUGCGCACGCUGGCGUACCUCUUCGUGCUGCGUCUUCUUUCGGCGCACCGCUCUGUGCGCGCCCGCUUCAUUCGUCUCUAUCACGCCGUCGUGGGCCUGCUGGCGCUCGGCAGCCGCGGCGAGGCCGAGGAAGGCUCGCGGCGUUGGCAGGAGGCUGAGCGACGCUACGAGCGAUUGCGCAACGCCGGCUUGCGCGGCGAGACGGAGACGAUGGUGCGCAUGCAGCAGCAGCGUGCUCUCGAGGAGCGCAAGCGCCUGCAGGGCAAGCCCAUCGCUACGCUGCCGCAGAAGCGCUGGCUCCUUCUGGUCGCCGUGCUGCUUGUUGUGCUGCGCCGCAGCACUCGCGAACGCGCGUGGCGUGCCGCUGCAGCCACGACGCACAGCGCACAUGCUCUGCUGCGUCUCUCGGCGAGCAAGACGGCUCAGCUCUCAUCCUCUGCGCCCCUGGCCUCUGCCCAGGCAGCCAUCCGCAGCCCGCGCUCCGUCGCAGCCGCAGCCGCUGCAGCGCCGACGUUCACCGGCUUGCAUUUGCGCCAGCGUCUGGGCCUCGUUUCUUCCUCUUAGCCUCCCAUCCUUCUCAUGCAACUUGUGCCCUAUCAUCCAUCAUACUUGUACACCUCCUCAUGCAUCCGUCCAAUGCGCAAGCAACU
This is a messenger RNA of Tilletiopsis washingtonensis, 2963 nucleotides long. RefSeq lists its product as hypothetical. NCBI's taxonomy places the organism in Eukaryota, Fungi, Basidiomycota, Exobasidiomycetes, Entylomatales. The transcript is spliced from 3 exons. The coding region runs from base 175 to 2877 and encodes 900 amino acids. The record is from RefSeq and is a predicted model, not a curated record.